Talaromyces rugulosus is the source of this 1392-nucleotide messenger RNA. RefSeq lists its product as uncharacterized. Bases 1 to 1392 code for a protein of 463 amino acids. The record is from RefSeq and is a predicted model, not a curated record. Lineage: Eukaryota; Fungi; Ascomycota; Eurotiomycetes; Eurotiales; Trichocomaceae. The transcript has a single exon.
AUGUCAGAAGAUUGGAAUUGGACAGAGACCCGCCCAGGUCACUGGGAGCGCCACGUCGAUCAUAUUGAGGAUUACUUUGUCACGAUUGCAGACCUCACUCGUCCUGUCGGAGGUGACCAUUUCUCAACCAGCUUUGGUGCUCAGAUAAAGUUCCAGCCUGAGAAAGCCUUAGGAGAGAUUGAGUCGGCUUUGAAGCAGGCAUGGACAGCCUUACGAUUUGACCUCCCUCAAUUGGCUUCUAUUGUAGAAGACCGUCGAAUGAUCUACGAGUCUUUGCCAGACGACUCGACAAGGCAGGAAUGGCUGUCUCGUACUGUUGUCAUUGAUACUUCUUCCAACAGUUCCGCAGAGCUGUUCCCUCGGCUGAACCAAAGCCCUAAACAAGCCAUGCUGUAUUAUUUACCCAAGUCAUCGGAAGUCGUCAUCCAUACCGCGCACUGGCGCCUAGACGGUUAUGGGGCAACUUUACUACUAUCCCAGCUACUGCAGCAUGUGGUCGAAUUGCCGACGUCGACCAUCACCUUUGGCUCUGAGCCUGCACGCUUAUAUCCGAGCCACUUUGUGCUGUUAAAAGCACCCGAGAACCCUCCCGAAAGCAGCCAGAAGAUUACAGAUCAAAGUAUUUUCGAUUAUAUAACGCAUUUGCCGUCGAUUCAAAUCCCUUCGGUGACGGGACCCACCCCUAAACUGGUACCAACUACACAUCGGCAGGAAAUCACUAUUAAUCAGCAGCAGACAGCUGAUCUCGUCGCCAGCGCCAAAGCUCGUGGGGUUAGUCUCACUGUUGUCGCCCACGCGGCUAUGAUACGUGCUACCAAGGCAAUGAACCCCGAUAUCACGCUAGACGAAAGUGCAAAGUACGCAUGCAUUGUUCCCGUGUCGAUCCGUGAUCUGCUACCUACCCCGUAUGAUGGCCCAGCUUAUGCGGCAUCUGUGGCUAUGACUGGGGUUCCUGUUGGAUUUACGUCGACUACCUUUGAUAAAGAUAUGGACCGCCUCCAGGACCUUUAUCACAACGAACUCAAGCACCCAAGCCGGAUCGAGGGUCUACGCGCAUUUCAAAAUAAGAUGACGGAGAGUCUCAAACAGCCUCCUGUUGUCGAUAUACCCACCCCUACCCAUCCGACUCUGAAUAGCUUAGGCCUUAUUGAACGGUAUUUGAAGCCAUCCUAUUACGGUAAAGACGGAGAUGUAAAGGUUGACAAGUUUUGGGUGGGGACUGGCGUGGUUGACCACACCGUUUGGGUCUAUAUUUGGACAUGGAAGGAGCAGCUCACAAUCAGUGCUACUUAUAACACUGGAAUGUACGAUGAUCAUACGAUUAGGGAUUUCUUGGGGCGGUUUUCGGAAGUUUUAACCCAAAAGCUGAUCCCAACGGCCUCGACGUCCUAG